This is a messenger RNA of Suillus plorans, 1734 nucleotides long. RefSeq lists its product as uncharacterized. The transcript has 5 exons. The record is from RefSeq and is a predicted model, not a curated record. Gene Ontology annotation, molecular function: O-acetyltransferase activity. Bases 366 to 1724 code for a protein of 452 amino acids. Gene Ontology annotation, cellular component: Golgi apparatus. NCBI's taxonomy places the organism in Eukaryota, Fungi, Basidiomycota, Agaricomycetes, Boletales, Suillaceae.
CUUAGACUGCCGGUUAGAAGUCUUGUUUAGCUAAAUCAGACCUCGGAUCUUUUGGGUUCUCCUCGGUUUUCUAUUCGGCGCAUACUUGAUGAGAUGACGGUUGUACCAAUGAGAGCUUGACGCGCACGGGCUGUAUGUUUUUGACAAGCACACGCCACUGACAAGUACUAGCUAUAUACAAGUUGAUCAACUGGUACAUGUGGACGUGACCGCUGUGGUACCGUUUCAGCCAAUUUUACAUAACAACGAUUCGAUUGGAAGGCUUGGCUUAGCCAAUGUGGAGCUUGGCGUGGUGCGCAGUUCUACAUACUUUUCAAUUGUACUUCUUUAAGUUAUCCGCCAUCUACUACUAGACUGCUAAUACCAUGGCCAAGGUCCCUUCCCUGCUCUCCAUCCGAUCCUUGUCCACAAAAGUCCUUUUGCUUGGUGCUAUCAUCACCUUCCUGAUCACACUCUACACAUUCUCUUCUCCAUACUCUUUUCGCAUAUCAAAUUGGUCCUCAAUAUUCUCACAGGAACGACAGCGUAGUUCCUGCACUCCGGAAGAGUGGUCAAGUGGGCGUUGGGUAUAUAGCCCGACGUCUGACUUGGUGAAUUUAACGCGUCCAGAACAGGCACUUUCCUUAGCGGGUUUUGAAGGUUGCGCUGCAGACCGUGAAUACCACUGGCAUUUGGGCACAGACCACGAAGAACUAUGGGACAGAUUUCCUAAAGUCUCUUCAUACAGGUGGUUGCCUUCGAGCGAGUGUGAUGUCCACCCUCUCAAUGGCGCAGCGAUGGUCAAGGACAUGGUAGCAAAUGGCGGAUGGCUUUUACUGGGCGAUUCGAUAACAGAAAACCAUUUCUUUUCGCUGUCGUGCCUCUUAUACCCGCAUGUCCGUGCAACCCCGAAUUACACUGAAAACCCCUACUUUGACCGUGCAUGGCAGCAACAUUUAUACCUGUCACCAUCGUCACCCAUAAUAUCCGAACUCGUCAUGCCGGAGGGCUUCUCCAUCGAAAACACACCACUCGUUUCAUUCCGACGUGUUGACCUGCUUCUUAAUGGAACAGAAUUAGACACGAUAUAUCACAGUCCAGCAUUUUCUCUUGAACCCACCGAGUUGGACAGUCAAGAUCUUGGUUCUCAAUAUACUAAGGCAGAGUCUGUAUUCGGCGAUGAGGCAUUUUGGUCUCUUUCGCCAUCAGAAUACAUGGCCACACUCCUUGAUUCACCCCCGGAUGCCAAUUAUGGCACGCUGGUUGUGAGUACUGCCGGGCACUGGACAACAGGCACAUUGCGGGCAUUUUACGACGAGGACGCUGGAGAAGAUGCUGGCUAUGGUAUCCAUAAUGUACUUGCAUUCUUCAAAAUUGCGAUGCGGGCUUGGGCAGGUGAAGUACAGCACGCCAUCACAGAAUACCACAAAAAUGGGGGCAGGCGUCCAAAACAGGUAGUCGUUAGAGCCUAUCUGCCCGGUCACGAGAACUGCCACAACAUCUUCGAGCCCACGGAGACAAUCACGCCAUGGGUCAAUAAGUGGUAUAAUUGGCCGUGGAUCCAGGACUUUAACACAGAAUUUCAGGAACUGCUGUCAUCAUCCGAAUUCCCAGACAUUCAUUUUCUUCCGAUCGAGAGACCAGGACGGCUGCGCCCUGAUGCUCACGCCUCUGGAGAUUGUUUGCAUCUCAUAUCAGGUACUGGUGUUAUCGAGGGAUGGUCACACUACAUCGCUAGACAAUGAUCUCGAAGUA